This is a messenger RNA of Seminavis robusta, 1494 nucleotides long. Lineage: Eukaryota; Bacillariophyta; Bacillariophyceae; Naviculales; Naviculaceae. The record is from the annotation of a GenBank genome assembly.
AUGGCGUCGUUGGAUCGUCAAGUCCAAGACUGCGUUGAAGCACUGGGGGUUCCUACUGAAGCGGCAGCUCCUUUGCUACGCCAUCACCAGUACAAUCUCCAGCAUUUACUACAGAGCUACUCGGAUAAACCCGACCAAGUCCUCGCGCUCGCUGGAGUCAAGCAUCGAUGUGGGACUGGUCACACGGGUCACACUGGGACUCAGACCAAUGACAAUGACACGGAAGAUUGUCUGAUCUGCAUGGACUCUCUCACACCCGCCAACAGCAUGAGCAUGCCCUGUGGUCACGUGUUCUGCUUGGACUGCUGGCAAGACUAUCUAGUCAACCUGGCCAAUUGUGAAGGUCCUUCCUUUGUCUCUUCUACUUGUCCCCAGCAGGGUUGUCAGGAAGUCAUUUCCCACACGGAAGUUCAGACAGCGGCGCCUCUCUUGCUCGACAAGUUCCAGCACUACCAACUCCAGUCAUUUGUCGAGUCCAAUCCCCUACUCAAGUGGUGUCCCGGAAAAGCCUGCGACUGUAUUGCCAAGGCGGUGGCUCCACACGUUCUAGAAGAAGCCGCUGAUGUGCACUGCAAAUCUUGCAACACGCAGUUCUGCAUGGCAUGUCCUCCUUCCGAUACGGACGACGCCGUAUGUGAACCACAUGCCAUGAUCUCCUGUCAAACUCUGCAACGCUGGAAGGCCAAGAAUUCCAAUGAAUCCGAAACAUCCAACUGGAUUCUAGCCAACACCAAGAAUUGUCCUCACUGCAACUCCCGCAUUCACAAGGAUGGAGGAUGCAUGUACGUGACAUGCCAGAAAUGCAAAAAGGGAUUUUGUUGGAUGUGCAAGGGAACACAUCACGUCUGGCAGUGCAAUGCCUAUCAGGCAUCUCCUGCUGCCGAAGACGAUGUCGCCAAGGCAAAGAAUGAACUCGAACGAUACUUGCACUACUAUGAACGCUAUCAUGGACACAACAAGGCUCAAACGUUCGCACAAAAACAACUCAACAAAUUGAUCAAGCAAGAAUUGCAGGAUGCCAAUGGAACUACCCACUCCAGUCACAAAAAGAAGAAGAAGAAAACCAAAACCAAAACCAAAACCAAAACGGACUCUACCACUACCACGGAUUCCACCAAGUCGGACAAGAUGGACGUGGAGGAAACCGAAGAUGAGGAAGAAGAAGCUCCGCCGGUAGAUGUCCGUCUCCCCUCGCUCCUCAAAGAUGCCAAUCAACAACUCGUGCAGUGUCGUCGGGUACUCAAGUACUCGUACGUAUUUGCCUACUACCACUUUGGGCCGCAAGCAAACGAGUCCUUGAAACGACAGAAAGAAACAUUCGAACAUCAUCAGGGAAUUCUCGAAGGAUUGACAGAGGGAUUGUCCAAAAUCACAGAAAUCAAACAGCGACACAAAAUCAAUCUGCAGGAUGUCACUAACCGCACGCGGGUCAUUGGACAGUUCAUCAAGAAUGUACUCGAAAAUGUUCAGACCAUGAAGGAAAUGGAGGUCUGA